UGUUUUCAUAAAUUGUUAUAAAUGUUUUUUUUGUUUAAUUAUAAUUUUUUUAAUAAAUUCAACCUAGAAAGCUUGAAGCAAACUUGACAUGUAAGUUUGCAGCAAAUAAUUUUAUUGUAUUAAUAAUUAUUAUAAAAGAUUUCUCUUAUAUGCAAUUAAUUUGUUAUUUUCAUGCGCAGGCUACUUUCUCCAUUAGAUUUACAAAAAAGAGAACUAAUGAAUAUGUUGAACUCGAUAAAUAAUUUGUGUGGUGAUGUGAAAAAAGGCACAUCCGAAGAAAGGGUUAAGAAAUUCGCUUUGAAAACAAUUGCAAAUAUUGAUGAUUGUCCAAUAAAGAAGGGUACAAAAGCAACUUUCAAAGUACCUUCAACUUAUCCGUUUUCAAGUGAAAAAAAUGAUUGUGGACCAUAUCGAUCUGAAUUGAAAAUAUUCAGAAAAAAAGAUAAAGACAAUGCACAUCCAAUAAUUACAGGUCUUUUUAGUGGUAAUAUUACUGGCUGCAAAUAAGAUUCAAAAAUAAAUAGCUGUCCUAAACAAAACUAAUUUUAUGUUUUUCUUUCAAACUAAGACAG
Messenger RNA from Leptopilina heterotoma, 572 nucleotides. RefSeq lists its product as uncharacterized. The record is from RefSeq and is a predicted model, not a curated record. Bases 172 to 507 code for a protein of 111 amino acids. The transcript is spliced from 2 exons. NCBI's taxonomy places the organism in Eukaryota, Metazoa, Arthropoda, Insecta, Hymenoptera, Figitidae.